CGUGUGUUCGAACUCGAUCGCAACCGCCCAGUGGUUGUCACCCGUUCCGUUCGUUGGAGAUCGUUCAUCAUUUUUUGGGGACUCCCUGUUCGCCACGSGCUUGCGAAGCAGGAGGCCGUGUCAAGAAUUCGAGGCCAAAGACCUUGGUUGUGCCGACACCGUUUUUCAUCUCGCUCAUCCACAGUAAUGGCAAAGAUGCUCCCCUCCCUCAUCGUGUUCGAUCUGGACGAUUGCUUGUGGACCCCGGAAAUGCACGAGCUGCCUGGCUGCCCCGAAAUMCCAGUGCACGGAGAUCUGACCCCAAAACACGGCAACAGCAAGCAAGCACAUCAACCACCGCGGGAGCAGGUGGGAGUCGUGGGCCUUCAGGUCCCCCGCUACCGCGACACGGUUACCUUGUACGACGGCGCCCGGAGCGUCCUCUAUGAACUCGCCACAAAUCCGAUCUACAAGGGCAUCCAGUUGGCAACGGCCUCCUCCUCGCUGGAACCCUCCUAUUCGUACGCGUGCCUGGGCGGGAUCGAGAUUCUUCCUGGGUUGUGCCUGGGCGAUAUGAUGAGCUACAACCAGAUAGGGCGCACCGGCGCGCUGUCCCCCGACAAGACCACUCACUUUCGGRAGCUUCACGAAGAAAGCGGCAUCCCGUACGAAGAAAUGCUCUUCUUUGACGAUUGGUACGCAAAACACUGUACUGAACCACCAACUGUUGAGUCGAUGCUAUAUGUCUUGUCUUGUCUAUCGUGCUCCGUUUCUUUUGCCUUCUCCUUUGUUUGUUUCAUGUGUCUGUCUUUCUGUACUACAAUAUUUUUUCGAUAGUUUUAUGUUGCAUUAAACCACAUUCUGCUACCAUAUCAGAUCUCGAUCUCAACAACUAGUAUUGUUCUUGCGAUUUUAUCUGUCAUUUUUCGGUUAGCAAUUGGGGCGAUCACUGCCAGAGAGUCACAAAGGCGUUCGGAGUGGUAAGCCAGAGAACGCCGCAUGGAUUGCAAUGGGAAGAAUUCCAAAAGGCCCUUAAAAAAUACGAAGGCACUCAAAAACAAAAUCGGUGACAAUACCUGCAGUUUCGUUUGAUGCCAUGGUUCUUUCGCCGAGACGCGUUGUUGUGCACAAUCCUAGAAGCCUUUGGAACAUGAUCGGUGGGUUGAUUGGUUCGUUUGUUCAUWUCUCGUCGCUGGACCCAUGCGCAGCAGUCUCGGAAGGCGUGAAUUAUACGGUAGUKGUAAAAARCCGUUGGCGAUCAACYUCGAAGAUUAUGAAAUAAGUCGUGAGCCAAUCAAGCCAACGAUUUAGUAUCUAUGCACAAUACAAGUAAAAUAUGGCU
Messenger RNA from Pseudo-nitzschia multistriata, 1321 nucleotides. The record is from the annotation of a GenBank genome assembly. Lineage: Eukaryota; Bacillariophyta; Bacillariophyceae; Bacillariales; Bacillariaceae.